AUUCAUUUCCCUAACGCCUUCUCCUUUGUUUCAAAAUUCUCUACAUUUUUUUUUGGUCUCACUUUCUCUUUCAUUAAUCUCAUACACUUACAAGUCGCAAACACACAUAUAUUAAAACAACUAUAGUCUAUAUGGCGGAAUUGGAGUUUCGCGCAGGUACUAAUACUAGCGGACGAUUAAAAUUGUUUGGUUUUAACGUGAUUGAGGAUCAGGAACAAGAGGUUGAGUCUACGAAAACGUCAUCAGGAUCACCAGAAUCCGGUGAUAUGCCGACGAUCGAUGGCCGGAAAUAUGAGUGUCAAUAUUGCACUAGGGAAUUUGCAAAUUCACAAGCUCUAGGUGGACAUCAAAAUGCUCAUAAAAAAGAAAGGCAACAAUUGAAACGUGCCCAAAUUCAAGCUAGUAGAAAUGCAUACAUGAGGAACCCUAUUAUCUCCGCCUUCGCUCCGCCCUCUCACCUCCUUGCUCCACCGGGUACCCUAGUGUACCCGACAACUGGGGCGGCGUCUACUCCAUCGUGGGUUUAUGUACCACGUGGGACGCCGCCCUUCCACGUGUCACAUGGAGGGAGGGGCGUAGCGAACUUUCACUACACCAGUGGUAUGGCGGAGCCAAACUUAGUAAGUGUUGGGCCUCAACAUGUCAAGGCCCAUGGUGGUCGAGUUGAUGGAAGUAAUGGGCCAUCAUUGAAUAGGUUGUCUAGAACGGAUUUUGGGCCCAAUUUUGAUGAUGCUUUUGGGUUGGAUUUACAUCUUAGCCUGGCACCCGCCGGGUCAUAGAAAUAACGUUUACUGGCCGCUCUUCUAUCCCAUCUUUGAAAAAUAGUCAUUUCAAGACUUUUCGAUUCUGUCUUUGAAAAGUGGCUAGAGUUUUAAAUUUCACAGGUGAAAUUCCCAUACGAUAUUUCAAUUGUAAGGAUUGAAAAGUGGCUAUUUGUGAAUUUAUGUCGGUUCGCGACUUCGCUUGGAUAUAAUCCAUAGGAGAGUAGAAUUAAUUUAUCCUACAAUUGGGAUCUUGUACAUGUUCAUAUUAUUUAUUUAGUUUUUUUUUGUCACUCAGAAAAAGAAAUUCAUUAUGUGCAAUUGCUUAUUUUAUUUGA
Messenger RNA from Capsicum annuum, 1099 nucleotides. RefSeq names its product zinc finger protein GIS3. The record is from RefSeq and is a predicted model, not a curated record. Gene Ontology annotation, cellular component: nucleus. Gene Ontology annotation, biological process: trichome differentiation; trichome morphogenesis; cytokinin-activated signaling pathway. NCBI's taxonomy places the organism in Eukaryota, Viridiplantae, Streptophyta, Magnoliopsida, Solanales, Solanaceae. The transcript has a single exon. Bases 132 to 779 code for a protein of 215 amino acids. Gene Ontology annotation, molecular function: transcription cis-regulatory region binding; DNA-binding transcription factor activity.